Messenger RNA from Homalodisca vitripennis (glassy-winged sharpshooter), 5190 nucleotides. It is a transcript of the gene dos, whose product is annotated as protein daughter of sevenless. The transcript has 6 exons. Bases 398 to 2215 code for a protein of 605 amino acids. The record is from RefSeq and is a predicted model, not a curated record. NCBI's taxonomy places the organism in Eukaryota, Metazoa, Arthropoda, Insecta, Hemiptera, Cicadellidae.
UCUGCCUGGCGCCUGUAAGUAGACAGACCGCAGAUGUAGUGUCCGUUUGGUGGUUGCCAGUUCAUAAAUAAAUAAGAAUAAUUGCCUUUAGUUUACUGGUGUUAGGUGAAUGUAUUGUUAAACGGGAUGUAAUGAAUAAUUUUGUAAUUUUCAACGCACUCUCCUCAAUAAUAAUGUGGCUUUACAUAUGUGUGUAUCAAACGGCCUUAGUGGGUGAAUUCAUUUGUAUGGCUGAAAUAUAGUAGCCUGUAGCCUAUAAUGGUUUCUAUAAUUUUAAUUGAUCUGCUCGGUAGAUGACAAAAAGUCUUGGUUAUCUGGGGUAAAAUGAGUGAGGUUGUAUGUUGUGUCGUUUUAAACUGUUGACGAGAGUGUUGUGCUUCUUUUGGCGGAUCAAGAAAUGUCUGCACAAUCGGACAGCUUGGAAAUAGUUCACGAAGGGUGGUUGACAAAAUCACCUCCUACCAAGAGUGUUUGGAGAGCAAGAUGGCGCAAGAGAUGGUUUGUGCUGAGACAUUCGGGGGAACUGCCGGGUCAAUACUUUCUGUGCUACUACACAGACAAGAACUGCCGGAGGCUCAAGGGCCGGAUAGACCUUGACCAGUGUGAACAGGUGGAUGCUGGGCUAAGGUUCGAGAACCGCCGCAAGCAGAAGUACCAGUACAUGUUUGACGUGCGCACACCCAAGCGCACGUACUUCCUGGCCGCGGAGACAGAGGAGGAGAUGAACAAGUGGGUGGAUUGUGUGUGUCACGUAUGCGGACUCAAGGCCUACUCCCAAUACGACACCACCACUUACGAUGAAUUCACGGGUGGGGAUGAGGAGAGUCCGUCGAUAGCAGAAAGGUCGAGCGUGGCUGCGGACAGUCCCCCGACCUCCCCCACCAGCACAGCCAGCGGACCAUACAUUCCCAUCUCCGAGUGUAUCUCUGGUAAACCUCUGUCCAGUCCUGAUGGUCUCAGCAGCUUCUUAGCCCUGCAGCAGCAGCAGCAGCAGAACCGCAGGAGUGGCACGUACGACGCACCUCGUUGCCUGCAUCCACCACAGCUGGAGCUGCGGAACUCGGGAUCCGCCACGCCUCCGUUGCAGAGUCCCGCCACCGAUGGAGAGAGCGUGUUCACGGACGAAGAGUGGACCGGCCCGGCUCCAAAACCCAAUGUCAACUGGGAGACAUUUCCCCGUCCAUCGGAUAGCUCUGCAGAUGGCGAUACUCCCAACCCGAAUAGUGUAGUCACCGUUGGGAAGAGAUUUACUAGGAACCUAGAUGACGUCGUUAUCCCUGUAGCUCCUCCCCGGCCACCAAAACCAUCCCAUUUAGUCACAAACGAUAACAACCAUAGUUACUCCAACAUCGAGGAAUUCUCAAAUGGCGUAGAUGAGAAAAAGACGGACGGGGUUAAUGACGAAACUUACGAUUUUCCGAGAUCCCAUAAUCUCACAAAUGAGAGUGAAUGGAGUGAGUAUCCCGUGCCCCAAGCGAGGCACUGUUACUCCAAUGCCGCUCCUGGGAGAGUUAACGGGGACGUGUUUCGCUAUGACUUUGCUUCGACAGCUCAGUUGUCGGGACAGGUGGAGGCCAGCUCCCCGGCAGCCUCGGACUCUUCGUCUGUGGCACUGUACUCCAACCUUCCCUCUCCGGCCAUUUCACUCACCACACCCCCUGCUGCUCCCCCUGUCGUCAAUCGGGGACUCAAACCCGGGCGCAAGGACUCUAUAGCUUCCAACGAACCCUCACCGGUAGCGCUUCCCUCUCAUCCUCCCAGUAUCGACCGCAAGCUGAAACCUGUGCCGGCAGCUAGGAAGAAGAUAGGAUUGCACGAUGACGGUGUCCAUAACAAUGUACUGAAGCUGUCCGCACCGCCGCUGGGUCGUCUGACUGACGGUAGCCAGAGCCUGCGCAGGAUCCGCGCAGCUCCCAGCCCCACCCCUCAAGCAGCACAACGCAGAAACUCUGAUACCUGUGAUGACCUCCAUGCGCAGGAAUACUUCUAUGACUUGAUUUCGUUGAACACUUCACGAAAUGACGAGAUACAGUACCUGGACCUGGCAUUGGGCUCAUCAACCUCGUCCCCCACGUUGCCUGUGACACCUCCCAGUGUUGAACCAGUCGCCCCCUCCACCACAGUUUACAAGACAGUGGACUUCCUGAAAACUGUGGCAUUCAAUCGCACAAGAGAGAAAGUAGAACAGGAACGCAAAGGCAAACCGGUUCAUUGACAGUGUCCGCGUACAUUGCCUGUGACACCUUAACCCAGUUACCUCUUUCCCCAUUCCAGUACACAGGAAAUGGACUUCAAGCAUUCAACCUCACGAGAGAAAAUAGAACAGGAACGCAAGUGCAAACUGGUCAACUGAAAGUGUCCCCGUACACUCUGCCUGUGGCACCUUCCAGCAUUGGUCUAUAGCUUACUAGACUAUGAAGUUCCUAAAAACAAAGGACUUCAACUACGACAAGGGGAAAGUAAAAAUGGCACAGUUCCACUUCUCAAAUCAAAGUCCUUCAACUCCACCAGGGAGGUAGUGGAAUAAAACCGCAGUGGCAAACAUUCACAGAAUCUCCCUCCUGCACGUUGUCUGUAACAUCUCCCAUUUUAUCCCAGUCACUCCUUCUCCCAUAGUUUAUAAGACAGUAGAUUCCCUAAAAACAGAAACAUUCACUGCACCUGGUGAAAUUGGAGUGGACACAAGCGCAAACCAGUCCACUGAAUCUCUCGCACACUAUCGAUGCCACCUAUCAGCAUUUAUACGUAAUUUAAAAGACAGCAACUUCCUAAAAACAGUGGCCUUUAACCACACCAGUGGAUUAAGAAUGCAAUAGCGAAAACCUGUAAACCGUUGUCUUACACUGAAGGUCUCUGUAGAAGCUGCUAGAAAAUUGUAGUGUAAGAUUUUUUAGUAUAGUAAAAUUCCACAUUACUGGUAUUCUGUUAUUUUAAGAAGAAUGUAGUGGGAGGGAAGUAAUUUUAAACAGAAUGUGCCUACUGUUUAUCUUAGUAAAUACAAAUACAUUAAACAUUCAGUGUUUUGUUAUAUUAAAAAGGCUCAAAAUCCCAAAUUACAGUAUUUAAAAAGUGUUUUUUAAAUGAUUUUGAUAUUGCAUGUUUAAAAAACAAUAGCCUAUUCUGAUGAUUUUUUUAAAAUUGUUCAUAACCUUUUAAAUAGUUUUAAGCCUAUAAAACUAAAUUAUGUACGGAUAUAAAACUAGCAGCAUAAAUAAUUUUAUGUAAGUAAAGAGGGCAUAAUUAUCAGAAACUAACUAAAAGAGAAAGUUGAUGUUUCUUUUAGUUAUUCUGGAAACUGAAUUAUAUAGACUAUCUGUAGUUGUAGCAGUAGUUAAUUAAAUAAAUAAAACUGCGCAAAAGACGAAAUUGGACUUAUUAUCGAUUACCAUAGUUACACUUGUAUUUACCUCCUUGUGUUUUUUUAUAUAUAUUUAUGAUAAAUAUUAGAAAUGAUUAUCUAUAAUAUUCAGCGCUUUGUAACACGUGUUCUAUGUGCCUUGUAUGGGUGUGUCUUAUAAAACCACUUUUAACCUAACGUAAUUGUUAAAUAUUUUAUGAUCUAUUGACUUCGAUGUGAUUGUAUUUUUAUUGUAAUGUUUGUAAAUUAUUCGUGUGUAAUGGACAAUUUUAUUUGUUUAGUUAAAUAAACGUAUGUGGUCAAUGCCUUAAUUUUAAAAUGAUAAAUCGUGUUAUGUAUUUGUUAAUUGUGUUUUGUACUCCUAUAAAUGCCAAAAUCGUGUAGUAAGGCUUUGGAUAGUAAUCGUUAAUUUUAUACUGUAAAAAUGAUUGUGUGCUGUUGCAAAAAUUUGAAUGAUUUAUAACGUUGCCAUUAUUAUAUAUAUAAAAUAUGUCCAUACAUAUUUUGAAUUAUCUAUGGACACAUUUCGUUUUUAAGUUAUAAUUAACAUUGGAUAAGUUUGUUUUGUUUCAAAUAUUUGCCAAGUUAUACUGAAAUAAAUUCUUAUGGACGUAUGGUUUGGUGAAUUUUGUUGAUAUAUUUUGAUAUACAUGGUAAUCAAAAAGUAAUUAUGUUCAAAACCUGGUUAGCUUAGUCUUCUCAGUGCAUUAAUAAAAAGUUUACUCCAUAUGCUAAUUUUUUGAGUCAGUACAGGAACUAUCAUGUCUUCACAAUACAAAUUUACUGGUCAACAAGUACGAAAACGUAUUAAACUUUGCUAACCAAAAUAACAACUCCUUCAGUUUCAGACUUGUGGUUGAAAAUUAAAUAGAUCAUUUUAUAGGUUAUAAUUUAUAUAUGAGCUGAUAGUAACAUUCCAAAUGGUUCAAUAUUUAAUACAGUAAUUUGAAACACAAAUUCGGAUGAAAUCCUUUUGUUACAAGAGACCAGUUUGUUUUAAGUAUAAAUUAAUGUGAAGAGAUAAACUUCAAUGCUUAAUAAGUUAGUUCAGUCGAACAUUGAUAACAUGCUAAUGGCAAUAGUAUUUAAAAAUUCACCCAAAAUUUUAUUUUUAUUCGCAUAAUUCACAUCUGGAUCAUGAACUGUCAGAGAUUACCAAAGUUGCGCUUGGAUUGCAUCUACUAGGUUUUAUCAAUUGAGAUUCUUAAGUUCUCCUUUCUAACACUUAAGGGCCUAAUAUUAAAAAAAAACUUUUUCAAGUAAUGUCAUAAGAAAUUUUAUUCCAAAGAUGUGUUUGAAAAUAUUAAUAUAUGAAAACAUUAAAAUGGGGCAGGGAACUUUUUGAUUACCUAUGUAGUUUAAUCUUCCAUUAAAGAAUCAUUUUGUUGUAUAGGCCAGUAUCGUAAAUUUCAAAUCUCUCAAACUGUCUGAAAUAGUGUUAAAGCACAUACGUACAAGAUAUAUUGUACUUGAGCAGAGUAUUGCUGCAUCACUCGAUGUAGAUCGAUUCACCUUUCUUACUACUGCAGAGUGUUCCAAGUAGCAGUAGCAGUAGCAGAGUAGUAGGCUGGCUACGUGUUCUAGUCGGAUCUAAGUGCCUAACCCAGUCUUCAAUGGAUUGAUCUCUGCGAAAAGCAUUGUAUGGAUAAAUUUCAUAUAAAUGGACGAGUAUGAUUGAUAUUUGAUUAUUAUAGUUGUAACGACUUGUGUCUUUCAAAAUACUAUGUAUUUUCUCAAAUUUGUUUGUAAUAAUUUUUUAUGUUUAAAUAUUUAAUAUUGCCAAAUAAUGUUUAUAAUGAAAGUGUUGCUAAAUAAAUUAUAUAUCGUGUUUA